AUGACUUAUUCGCAUUUCGAAUGUUUUAUGCGCCUACCCGAAAUCUUUUUCAACGAAUCUGAUUUAUUUUGCCAAAAUGAAACAUCUAUCUUGACGUUGUAUGAAUCGGCUAAAUCGUUUUGCCAAACGGUUUUAAGAACCGAAUUAACCACAUCGGAUCUAGAAGAUUUAGAAAAAUUAAGUAAAUCUAUACUUGACAGAUUUGUUGAAAUGAGUCAAAAGUACCCUUCAAUGAAAUAUGAAGUAACUUUUAAACUUCAUAAGCUACUACAUUAUGGACAAAAUGCUAGGAGAUUCGGUCCGCUCUACCUUGGAUCGACGUUAAGGUAUGAGCGAUGCCAUCAAUCGUCCAAAAAAUAUGGGCGAUUGAUGGGUAACUGGAAAGCGCCCACAAUUACAUUGAGUGAGCGAAUGGCCUUAAGGCAAACAUUGGAGUCGUUAAAGCACGAAGUUUCACCAAAUUUAUUGAUCAAAGAAACAUCAAUAUCGGAAUAUGAUGCCAA
Dermatophagoides pteronyssinus (European house dust mite) is the source of this 503-nucleotide messenger RNA. RefSeq lists its product as uncharacterized. NCBI's taxonomy places the organism in Eukaryota, Metazoa, Arthropoda, Arachnida, Sarcoptiformes, Pyroglyphidae. The record is from RefSeq and is a predicted model, not a curated record.